GCCCCACCCACUCACUCUCUAACGUAACCGACCCCAACCAUCCCAUUCUUCAAUCUAACAACUCUCUCUUCUCUCUUGCAUUCCAAACUUCCCUUUCUUUCCUUCCAUUUUUCAAAUUCCAAUUCUUCAUUCUUCAUCAUCUUCUUCUUCAACAACAACACUCAUGACGACUACUGAGCUUCUUCAAAUCGAUCCUUCCGAACUCCGAUUCGUCUUUGAAUUGAAGAAACAGAGUUCAUGCUUGAUUCAACUCGGAAACAAUAACGAUCACUAUAUCGCUUUCAAGGUUAAAACGACGUCGCCGAAGAAAUAUUGUGUUAGACCUAAUAUAGGCCUCAUCAAGCCAAACGAAAAAUGUGAUUUUACUGUUACUAUGCAAGCUCAACGUACCGCGCCGCCGGAUAUGAAUUGCAAAGAUAAGUUUCUUAUCCUAAGCACGGUUGUUCCGUUUGGAACUACUGAUGAUGACAUUACAUCUGAUAUGUUUGUAAAAGACAGUGGAAAGUAUAUUGAGGAGAAGAAACUGAAGGUAGUUCUUAUUAGUCCCCCGUCUUCGCCGGUUUUGCUUCCUGUAAACGGUGAUGUGAAACAAGAUCCGUCGUACCAAAUUAAUGCGCUUAAAGAUAGGGUGAUCAGUGGAAUUGAAAAUGUACCUCCUCCACCUCUAAGAGCUUCUGUGGAAGUUAAGGGUUUGGAACCGGUCAUGGAUAUGGGAGAGAAUAAAACAGAUGGGAAUAAUGAUGUAAGGCAUGCUGAAAACGAGAGUGACAUGAAGCCAACAAUAGCUGAUGAUGUGCAGUUGAAUUUAGCAAAGGGUUGUGAGGAGUUGAAAUCAAGGCUUUGCUUGAUGGAUACAAAGUUAAGAGAGGUUAGAGCUCCUGAAUUUAGAUUAAGCAUUAUGAAUGCUGAGGUAGCAGUGAUGAAGUUGAAUGAGGAGAAACGCACAUACAAUAAAGAAAAAGACAUGCUAAAGAAAGAAUUGGAGGCACUGAAGAGGAGAAGUAACACAAAAGUUCAACAAGGCUUUCCAUUACUGUUUGUCUGCAUGGUUGCUAUUGUCGGUGUGGCAGUUGGAUACUAUAUUCAGCCAUAAGGCAUAGAAUUGCUUGCGUAAGAUAGCAGACGUUCUGACAUCUAUGGUUUCUCUAUAAUUGUUUAUUAUGAUAGUUUUACUUGAGCGAUGUGUUAAUAUGUGACAUGAAAAUGUGUGUAAAGUGAACUACAACUAUCAAUAGAAAGCAUAAUAAGCAGCCUUAUGAUAUUUUCAUAACAGUAA
This is a messenger RNA of Vicia villosa (hairy vetch), 1276 nucleotides long. RefSeq names its product vesicle-associated protein 2-2-like. Gene Ontology annotation, biological process: endoplasmic reticulum membrane organization. The transcript has 8 exons. Gene Ontology annotation, cellular component: endoplasmic reticulum membrane; plasma membrane. The coding region runs from base 164 to 1093 and encodes 309 amino acids. NCBI's taxonomy places the organism in Eukaryota, Viridiplantae, Streptophyta, Magnoliopsida, Fabales, Fabaceae. The record is from RefSeq and is a predicted model, not a curated record.